This is a messenger RNA of Teleopsis dalmanni, 2083 nucleotides long. Its product is annotated as homeotic protein ocelliless-like. Gene Ontology annotation, cellular component: nucleus. Bases 1 to 1359 code for a protein of 452 amino acids. The transcript has 3 exons. Lineage: Eukaryota; Metazoa; Arthropoda; Insecta; Diptera; Diopsidae. The record is from RefSeq and is a predicted model, not a curated record. Gene Ontology annotation, molecular function: DNA-binding transcription factor activity, RNA polymerase II-specific; RNA polymerase II cis-regulatory region sequence-specific DNA binding. Gene Ontology annotation, biological process: regulation of transcription by RNA polymerase II.
AUGGGAUGUCAGUUGUCCGUUCCAAAUUUUCACAUCAGCUCAUCUGCACAGCAGAGCACAGAACAUUUUACGCGUGGAGCUGUUUUGGCAAAUUUGCGGUGUGUGAACACCAGGAAACAACGGCGCGAAAGAACUACAUUCACGAGGGCACAACUGGACGUUCUUGAGGCACUUUUUGGCAAAACUCGCUAUCCUGAUAUAUUCAUGCGUGAAGAAGUGGCACUUAAAAUCAAUUUACCAGAGUCAAGAGUACAGGUGUGGUUCAAAAACCGUCGAGCUAAGUGUCGUCAGCAGCUUCAGCAGCAACAGCAGUCUAGUAGUCUUAAUAGCGCCAAAAACGUUAAUUCCGGAUCCACUUCAUGUGCAUCGUCACGUAACUCAUCGUCUACCGGCAACAACAACAACAACAACUCAGCCAACACUUCCAAGUCCAACUCACAUCAUUCAUCGUCAAAUAACAACAACAAAUCCAGCUCAGGAGCUAGUAUAUCAAAUGGGAAUAAUUCAAGUGGAAACUCUUCGGCGGCGGCGGCAGCAGCUGCUGCAGCAGCAGUAGCUCAAUCAAUAAAAUCGCAUCACAGUUCCUUCCUCAAUUCUUCCGCAUCCACAUCUGCCACUACACCGUCAAGCUCGUCCAUGAAUUCACAUGCACACCAUAUGUCUGGAAGUGGUUCUGGUAAUUCCAUCAGUGGUAAUCCCGGAUCACUGAAUGUUACUGCAGCACAUCAGAAUUCAUCUCCAUUAUUGCCUACGCCUGCCACCUCAGUUAGUCCGGUUAGCAUCGUUUGCAAAAAAGAGCACAUCAGUAGUGGCUAUCCAACUGAUGCAUUGCGUGGUUCUUAUGACACAAUAAAGGAAGCUGGUGGUGACAUUAGUUCUAACUCUCACCACCACAGUAUCUAUGGUACUGCCGCAUCAGCGAAUCCUCGCUUAGUGCAGGCUGGUGGCAAUAUAACACCAAUGGACUCUAGCUCCAGCAUCACAACACCUUCUCCACCAAUAACACCAAUGUCACCACAAUCCGCAGCUGCUGCAGCUCAUGCCGCUCAAUCGGCUCAGUCCGCACAUCAUUCCGCCCAUUCAGCUUACAUGUCAAAUCACGAUUCAUAUAACUUUUGGCAUAACCAAUAUCAACAAUACCCAAACAACUAUGCCCAAGCUCCUAGUUACUAUUCCCAAAUGGAGUAUUUUAGCAACCAAAAUCAAGUCAACUACAAUAUGGGCCACUCCAGUUAUAGUGCUUCCAACUUUGGACUCUCCACAAGUCCUUCGUUCACAGGUACUGUCUCAGCUCAAGCGUUUUCACAAAACAGUCUGGACUACAUGUCGCCACAAGAUAAAUACGUAAACAUGGUGUAGAAUCUGCUGCAAAAGUAUUGCAGCAAACAGACUUAAAUGGUAUAAUCUGAAAAAAGUCAAGACUGCAGUCGAGGAUGCAGUUCAACUUGCUGCAUUAAUUGUGUUUGUCAAGUGACGACUUACAGAGAAGACAAAGAAAUCAUUUCAAGACAUAUCCAAUGUUUCAGUGCACGCUCUGCAAUUAAUCAAUCGAAGCUUUUUGUUUUAGAUACAUUGUUUUAAUUAAAUCCAUUUUAGAAAUUAGAUUGUAAAUACACUUAAAAUACUUUAAAAACUCGUUUUAAAAAUGCAGCCAACAUCAACGAAUAUAUCAGUGAUAAUGACAAACUAUUUAUAGGUUAUUUGUUUGAAAUUGAGUAUGAAAAGGGCGGAAAGAAGAAUAACCUGCAACUGAAAGGGGCCGAAACUGCAGUUGUAAGCAACAAAUCUGACAUAUUUUUUAUUCUUAAUUUAUAAUUGCUCCAAAAAUCAUGCAGCCUCCUCCAGGGCUAAGUUUAAUCGCAAAUGAAUCAAAUGUAAAAUGCAAAACAAAUAUAAUUUAUUCAUAAGAGAAAUAAUUGUUCAUAAUUUUAAUUUCAAGAUGUAUUUUAGACACCAAAUCCCACAAUUUUUAUUGAUUUCCGAAGCACGGCAAUGAAAACAGAUUUAAAUUAUAUAAUAAAGGUCCCAACAAUUCUGAACAAACAAAACAUUCAUAUCAUUAUAUUGGCAUUUGUAAAAAUAU